GGGAAGAUGGUGGUCACCAGGUCCGCGCGGGCGCAAGCCGGCACCCCAGCCACGCGGGCUGGCGGCCCCCAGCAGAAGAGUUCUCCUAAAGGGAUUCGAGCACAUCCAGAAAGCAGGAAGGAACCUGAAUCUGAUGACCAUAGCAAUGCUGAAUCACAGACCACUGGGAAACAAAAUUCAGUCCCUAAAACUUCUAAAACCAGGAAGAAGAGCAGAACUACAGGCUCACUACCAGAGGUGACUGAAUCAUCUAGUGAUGGAGACAUCUCUGAAGCAGGGACACAUUAUUCUGUGUCUGAGCACCAGGAUCCCAUUUUAAGAGUAACUAGGAGAAGGCAGAUCUUAAUUGCAUGCCCUACAGUAUCCAGGGUUAGGAAAAGAUCAAAAAUAACUCCAACAAAUGAGUCUGAAGAAAUCGUCUCUGAAGCAGACUCUCAUGCUUCAGGUAUUUCUAGAAUUGUUUUCUCCCCAGAAAGAACUACAAGAACCAAAAGUAAUAAGGCUGAAUUUCUGACGGAUCCAGGCCAAAAUUCACAUAUAGAAGCUGUAUCUAUUGCUGAGUUAUCAUGUUCGGACAUUUCAUCUUCUGGAAUUGCAACUGGGACAACAACCAGGAGUAUGCAGAAGAAACUACAGGCAUGGACUAAGAAGAAAGAUAGUAAGAUUGUGCCAGGAAAUGAGAAGCAAAUAGUGGAUACGCCUGUGAAUUCAGAAGAUUCAGAAGCCAGACAAACCUCUCAUUUACAAACAAGAUCUCCUUCUCAGAUAAAUAAGAUAGAUUUCUAUCAUAAUGACUUUGAUGAUUCCUUCCACAGAAAUUCAGAAAAAUUACUAACUGGGCAAAAAUGUCAGCAUUUUACUGUAAGAGAGGACAAACAGGCCAGUGUUGCAUCUCUUAAGGAAAUAAAACAGAAUUGUAAGGAUUUGAAUGAAGAUGCCAACAAAAUAAUAGAUGAGGAAAAAGAAAGUAAUGAGAAGAGUUCUCAGGUGAAGAGUGAUUCUGAACCUGAGGACACUUGCCUUCAGCAGUUACUUUCUCAGAGACAUUCAACCCCCCAAAAUAACAAGGCCAUAUCAGGGCCUUGUAAAAUGAACUCAGAGGCUAUAGUGAAAUCGUUAGCUCAAACAUUUGCAGUUGUGGAAGUUGACAGGUGGAAUGAAGAGAAAAAGAGCAUCAUAAAAAGUGACUUGACAAAGUCUGGGGAUUGUGGUGGUAGUGAUGGUGAUGAAGAGUCCACAACUACAGGUGUUAACGAAGACAACAUUGAAAAGAAUGCAGAUUUUGAAUGUGAUACCAAACUGUACAUAUCUGAGCUCAAUACAGCUAAAGAUAAAAGUGAUUCUGUUUUAUUAGUCCUCAGCAGUGAUGAAAGCCAGCAGUCUGAAAACAGUGAGAAUGAAGAGGACACUGUGUGUUUUAUUGAAAAUAGUGACCAAAGAGAGUCGUUAAGUGAAGAUCCUGGAAGUGUGUCAUAUGACAACGCAUUGUUUGUAAUUGACACAACUCCCGGAUUGAGUGCUGAUAAAAAUUUUUACUUGGAAGAGGAAGACAAGGCAAGUGAGGCUGCUCUUGAGGAAGAAAUAGAAGAAGAGGAAGAGGAUGAAAAAAGUGAAGAAGAAACAUCGGACCAUGACAAAAGUGAAGAUGAAUUUAGCGAUGAAGAUGACUUAUUGAAUAGCACAAAGUCUAAACUUCUGAAGUUAACAAGCAGCAGCAUAGACCCUGGUCUGAAUAUCAAGAAGUUGGGUGGUUUGUAUAUUAAUUUUAGUGCAGACAAACUACAGUCUAACAAGAGAACCCUAACACAGAUCAAAGAGAAAGAGCAAAAUGAGCUUCUGCAGAAGUCCAUCAUUACACCUGAUUUUGAAAAAAACCACUCUGUCCCACCAUAUAGGGAAUCAAAGUAUCAACUUCAGAAAAAGCGCAGAAAAGAGCGGCAGAAAACAGCAGGGGAUGGCUGGUUUGGUAUGAAAGCUCCAGAAUUGACAGAUGAAUUGAAAAAUGAUCUCAAAGCACUGAAGAUGAGAGCAAGCAUGGACCCAAAAAGGUUUUACAAGAAAAAUGAUAGAGAUGGCUUCCCCAAGUACUUCCAGAUUGGAACCGUUGUUGACAAUCCAGCUGAUUUUUACCAUUCACGAAUUCCCAAGAAGCAAAGGAAAAGAACUAUUGUGGAAGAAUUGCUGGCCGAUUCUGAGUUUAGAAGAUAUAACCGAAGAAAGUACUCAGAGAUCAUGGCUGAAAAAGCAGCAAAUGCAGCAGGAAAAAAGUUCCGAAAGAAGAAGAAAUUUCGCAAUUAAGAUUUACCAAGAAAACCACAUUUUUUGUCUCCCUUUUGCUUACUAAAGAUGUUUGAAAACUAA
Carlito syrichta (Philippine tarsier) is the source of this 2361-nucleotide messenger RNA. RefSeq names its product deoxynucleotidyltransferase terminal interacting protein 2 (gene DNTTIP2). Gene Ontology annotation, molecular function: RNA binding. The transcript is spliced from 7 exons. NCBI's taxonomy places the organism in Eukaryota, Metazoa, Chordata, Mammalia, Primates, Tarsiidae. Gene Ontology annotation, cellular component: nucleolus. Gene Ontology annotation, biological process: RNA processing. The record is from RefSeq and is a predicted model, not a curated record. Bases 7 to 2298 code for a protein of 763 amino acids.